AUGUCAAGAUCCCUACGCACUGGCCAAAUUCUGGUUGGUCUUGCGUCGUUUUCUGCGACUGCAUUGUGUGCAAACUCAACACUCUUCCAUGGAGGCACCAUUAUCACGUUCGACGAAGCAUCGCAACUCCCUGUAGCUCUUCAUGGCUCUUCGCUACUUGUCACUGGAGAUUCUAUCGCCAAGAUUUUCGAGAGCUCCGAUAACGUGACUCUUCCUACCGGCACUGAGAUCAUCGAUGUCGCAGGCAAAAUUGUUUCUCCUGGCUUCAUCGACACACAUCGUCACAGUUGGCAAACUGCAUACAAGACUCUCGGUUCAAACACUACCUUGGCAGAAUACUUUGGCCGCUACGGUGAAUUCACUCAAGCCGGAACUGUUUUUAGACCUGAGGACAUCUACUACGGCACUCUUGCCGGUCUUUACGAACCUCUGGACGCAGGAGUUACCACUAUUCUUGAGCAUGCUCACGGUACCUUCUCGAAUGAGACAUCGAACGCAUACCUUGAAGCUGUAAUAGAUAGCGGUGUGAGGAUGGCAUUUUGCUAUGCCUUCCACGAAUUGAGCAAUGGCUUCAGCUUCGAAGAACAGCUGGCCAACUUUGCCGACUUGAUGAAGAACGAGAGACUCAACUCACAGGAUUUGGUGCAGAUCGGUAUUGCCUACGACGCUUUCAUUCAGGACAACAACAACACUCGAGCUAUCGUCAACCUGGUCAACAGCAAAAAUGUCUCUGCGCUCACCAUGCACUUCCUGGGCGGUCCUUGGGGCAAUACGAAUUCCCCCAGCAAGCUCGAUCAGCUCGGUCUUCUCAACGGCACUACCCCCGUCGUCUUCUCUCACGCAAGCUACGUCACCACCGAUGAUGCAGAGCUGCUACGCAAGCAUGACCAAUACAUCUCCACCACCCCUGAGUCUGAAAUGCACUUCAAGCCCGCAUCUGGUUACAGAGCACUCUAUCUCGGCAAUUGGAACGUUCCUCGCAAUUCACCUAUGUCCGCAAACCAAGCCUUCACUCUUGCAACUCGCUCUGGUGCUCUUGCCUUGCGUCGUCCUGAUCUCGGCGUCCUUGCCACUGGCAACAAGGCUGAUAUUGUUGUCUUUGAUGGCGAUUCUCCGAAUAUGCUCGGAUGGUCUGAUCCUGUGGCUGCUGUCAUUCUACACUCUCAUGUUGGAGACAUCCGUCACGUCAUGGUCGGUGGUGAAUGGCGCAAGAGGGACGGGCAACUUGUCACCAAGCAGAACAGAACAGAGGUCCAGACCAAAUUUCUGGAUUCUGCUAAGCGCAUUCAGAAGAUAUGGCUCGAGACGCCUUUGCCGGAGAUGGAUGGCGAGUUCAAUGGAAUGUCAAAUGUUGAUUAUGUGGAUGCUUAUACUAUUGAUGCUGUUCGUGGUAAUGGUACUGGAUACUAG
Messenger RNA from Aureobasidium subglaciale EXF-2481, 1410 nucleotides. RefSeq lists its product as uncharacterized. The record is from RefSeq and is a predicted model, not a curated record. Lineage: Eukaryota; Fungi; Ascomycota; Dothideomycetes; Dothideales; Saccotheciaceae. Gene Ontology annotation, molecular function: deaminase activity. The coding region runs from base 1 to 1410 and encodes 469 amino acids. Gene Ontology annotation, cellular component: cytosol. The transcript is spliced from 3 exons.